CCUCACCUCUCGCUGGGUGUCAGCAGCACCACGUCCGCGGCUCCACGCUCCGGAUGAUGAAACGUGAGAAGCAGCCUGACCCCGCUGACCUGCCCCCUCUCCCGGCCCCCAGCUCUCACUCAGCCCCGGUGACGGAGCCCUGUGUCCGGCAGCAUGGCCAAGGUAAACACCGGCUCCUGCGGAUGUCGGGCCGUGGUCAUGGCGGGGAAGUACCUGUCCGGCCCGAGUGUCCCGGUACCGACCCAGAGCUCCGGGCUGAGGCAGCGGAGGAUGUUGGGUCCACACGCCCGCAUGGCGAGCUCUGACGCGGCCGGGAAGCGAGGAAAGGCCGCGGCUCUGGCCCAGCAGGAGCACCCGGGGAACUCCUCCUCCGCCGCGGACCGACACAUGCCGGCGAACCGGAACCUCAUCUCCCGGGACGUGAAGGCUUUUCUCAGCGAGGUCGGCGGGGACCCCCGGGAGGCCCGGUACUGGCUGACCCAGUUCCAGAGGGCCGCGGCCGCACAGUCCCCGGCCUUCGCUGUCCUGGAGGUGGACGGCUCGGUGUCUGACAGCAGGGAGAGGGUGCAGAGCCUGGCCUUCGGGCUCUCCUUCCUGCAGCGGAUGGACAUGAAGCCCGUGGUCGUGAUGGGCUGGUCUGACUCUGAGGAGGCGGGGCCUGCUGAAGGGGACGCCGGGCCGUGGUGCAGCCGAGGGCUGGUGGAGCGGAGCCAGCAGCUGACGGAGGCUCUGCAGCAGCACUCGGCCACCGUCCUGCCGUUCUUCUCCGCCGAGUCGUUCCUCCUGCAGCAUGAAGCCCCACGAGGAAGCAGCGCUCCACACUACGUCGCUGUGGACACCGGCCUCCUCCAGUGGACUCUGGACUGCGGGACAAUCCCGUUGGUUUGUCCCGUGGGGAGGGAUGGCCGAGGUUGCUCAGUGAUGUUGGACCCGACAGAAGUGACGGCGGCCAUUUCUCGAGCCCUGCAGCCGCACAAAGUCAUGUUCCUGAACAACUCCGGAGGCCUCCGCAGCCAAGAGUGCAAGGUGCUGGGAACCGUGUCGUUGCCAAGCGACCUGCCCAGUCUGUCCACGGGCGCGGGUCUGAGCGCCGCGGAGUGCCACCGAGUGACCACCAUAGCCCGACUGCUCAACCAACUACCGACCGAGUCCUCGGCUGUGAUCACCUCCGCGAACACGAUGCUGACGGAGCUGUUCAGCCACCGAGGGUCGGGGACGCUCUUUAAAAACGGAGACCCCAUACACCGGUACAGCUCUCUGGAUGGGAUCGAUGUGGAGCGUCUGCUGACUCUCAUCAACAAGUCUUUUGAUAAAACUCUGAGGCGAGACUACAUCGACUCGCUGGAGGGACGACUUCACUCCGUCUACCUGUCUGAAGGCUACAGCGCCGCAGCCAUCAUCACCAUGGAGCCGGUGAACAGCGGCACGCCCUACCUGGACAAGUUUGUGGUGAGCAGCAGCAAACAGGGCCAGGGCACCAGCCACGUCCUGUGGGAGUGUAUCAGACAGGACCUGGGCAAACUGUUCUGGAGGUCGAGAGCCACCAACAGGAUCAACCCGUGGUACUUCAAACACUGUGACGGCAGCUUUGUUAACGGGCUGUGGACCGUCUUCUGGUUUGGCCUGACGGACAUCAGAGAUUCCUAUGAGCUGGUGGAAUACGUCAAGAACCUUCCUGACUCGUUCCACGACUCCUCCUCUCUCACCGCCUCCGAGCAGCUCCCUCCGCCGGCUGCAGGAUCCUGAUCCUCCUCCUCCGAGCUGCUGGGUGUUAGCACUGGGGUUGUUUUAGCGCUGACGUUUUCAUUCUUUCAGCCUGAGAGUUUUUAUUUUUUGUUGGUUUCCACCACGGCUCCAAAGCUUCUGCAAUAUUAUGACAAACUAAAACAUUUUUUUUUUAAGCUAGGUUUAGUUCUCAGUGACGAUAGAGCCGAUACUUGAAGUAGUUUCACAGUUACAUACUUUUGUUCCGUUGGCUCGGGGCGUCAGUUCUUUUAGUCUGAUGUGUUCUGUGGCUCUAGGGGGCGCUCUCUCUAUUAGCCUGGAAACCUGAAACCUGCAUCUAUUCCCUCCCGUCCUGAAAGUGGUCAGACUAAAACAAUACAUACAAAACUAGCACAAAACAAUGAUCUCACCAGGGGGCUGGGCCGAUGCAGUGACAGACUGAGGGGCGUCCGAUAGGAGCACGGCUGAAGCUUUGUUUGUAACUGUAUGUUUUCUAGAAAAGAAGAACAAGCAGCUGGAGUCUGUUUACUUUUUUCUUCCA
Paralichthys olivaceus (Japanese flounder) is the source of this 2266-nucleotide messenger RNA. It is a transcript of the gene nags, whose product is annotated as N-acetylglutamate synthase. Gene Ontology annotation, cellular component: mitochondrial matrix. Gene Ontology annotation, biological process: L-arginine biosynthetic process; glutamate metabolic process. Gene Ontology annotation, molecular function: L-glutamate N-acetyltransferase activity, acting on acetyl-CoA as donor. The record is from RefSeq and is a predicted model, not a curated record. Lineage: Eukaryota; Metazoa; Chordata; Actinopteri; Pleuronectiformes; Paralichthyidae.